Molecule: messenger RNA, 3230 nt
Organism: Pimephales promelas (fathead minnow)
Lineage: Eukaryota; Metazoa; Chordata; Actinopteri; Cypriniformes; Leuciscidae
Gene: mfsd2ab
Product: MFSD2 lysolipid transporter A, lysophospholipid b
Biological process (GO): lipid transport across blood-brain barrier; carbohydrate transport; lysophospholipid translocation
Cellular component (GO): plasma membrane
Molecular function (GO): fatty acid transmembrane transporter activity; lysophospholipid:sodium symporter activity
Source: RefSeq, a predicted model, not a curated record
AUUGACUCAGUUACUACUACACCCGGCUGAUACAACGAUCGGUAGAAACCGGUUGAUCCCAAAGAAAACGGUUUACGCGAACAGAAUCAAUGUUUUAUCUCAUCUUUUAAAGCCGCUAUAGCUUCGAUUUCUUCUUUUGUCAAUAUUAUUCAGUAACAGGGACUCGUAGGAGAUUUUAAACGUCAAUCUUCAAGAACGAGAUGGCAAGAGGAGAGGGGGCAGAGCAGUACUCUAAUGCAAGUCUCCUGCAAAAACCCAGCCCAGAUGAAAUCAAAUUGGCAGUAAAGCAUGAAUCAAAGGGGCGGUUGUCGGUGUGCAACAAGUUGUGUUAUGCCAUUGGAGGAGCACCAUAUCAGAUAACAGGAUGUGCAAUCGGCUUCUUCCUUCAGAUCUACCUGCUGGACGUUGCUUUGUUGGACCCAUUUUAUGCCUCCAUCAUCUUGUUUGUGGGUCGAGCAUGGGAUGCUAUCACAGACCCUACUGUGGGUUUUCUGGUCAGCAGGAGUCCCUGGACCAGAUUUGGACGAAUGAUGCCUUGGAUCAUUCUGUCUACCCCAUUUGCUGUGCUGUGCUAUUUCCUCAUCUGGUACGUGCCGCCUGUUGACCAAGGCAAGAUUGCCUGGUACCUGGUCUUCUACUGCCUCUUCCAAACAUUACAGACAUGCUUCCAUGUACCAUACUCUGCUCUCACUAUGUUUAUCAGCACUGAACAGAAAGAGAGGGAUUCGGCCACAGCCUACCGAAUGACUGUUGAGGUUUUGGGCACGCUCAUUGGCACUGCUGUUCAAGGUCAGAUUGUGGGAAUGGCUAACGCUCCCUGUAUCAGCUCUGGAGGGGUCCUGAACUCCACAGAUGGACAGGUGCCUCCCGAUGUCAACAUCACUGAGCCUCAUGUUUCACUAGAGAGUUUGAGAAAUGCUUACAUGAUCGCGUCUGGUGUCAUCUGCAUCAUUUAUGUUGUCUGUGCCGUGGUCUUGUUCCUUGGUGUGAAAGAACAAAAAGAGACCUGCAGGGUUAGAACUGAGCCCAUGUCAUUUUUCCAGGGCAUUCGUAUGGUUAUGGGCCACGGUCCAUAUGCAAAGCUAGUCAUGGGCUUCCUCUUCACCUCUCUGGCCUUUAUGUUUUUAGAGGGAAACUUUGCACUAUUCUGUAGCUACACCCUGGGCUUUAGGAACGACUUUCAAAACAUCCUGCUCGUCAUUAUGCUCUCCGCCACACUUGCCAUCCCAUUUUGGCAAUGGUUCCUCACGAAAUUUGGCAAGAAGACUGCUGUGUAUAUUGGGACUACAUCAGUGGUGCCUUUCCUGGUCUCUGUAGUCUUGGUGCCAAGCAGUCUUUAUGUGACAUACAUAGUGUCUUUUGCGGCUGGAGUCAGUGUAGCAGCGGCUUUCCUUCUUCCCUGGUCAAUGCUUCCCGACGUCGUGGAUGAUUUUAAAGUCCAAAAUCCGGAUUCUCAAGGCCAUGAAGCCAUCUUUUACUCCUUCUAUGUAUUCUUUACCAAGUUUGCAUCUGGUGUCUCAUUGGGGGUCUCAACUCUUAGUCUUGAUUUUGCCGGCUAUGUGACGAGAGGUUGCACGCAACCCGCCGAGGUCGAUUUAACCUUAAAGAUCCUGGUGUCUGCCGCUCCUAUAGUCUUUAUCGUUAUCGGGCUGCUAAUAUUCAUCUCCUAUCCCAUCACUGAGGAAAAGAGACAAGGCAAUCGGAAACUUCUUAAUGAACAAAGAGAAAAUGAGAUUGACUCAGAAGCAGACUCCACUGAGCUCAAUGUAGUUUAAUAGCAACAGAGUCCUUGACGGGACAUUGUGCCAUUUGUGUCGGACCUACAGAGCCAAAACGAACCGAGCGGAUGCUUUGAACCAACCAGGCUGCCUUAUGGCUGCCUACCAGCUCAAGUUCAAAGUGCCUUGCCAUUUCCAGUCGCAAGUGCUAAUGGACGCUAGUAACGUUGCAUAAAUCCGAAGGGUUGGCUUCUGUGUAUUUGUGCUGCUCUCUGGCAUAGUAUCUCAAAGCAAACUGCCAGCUUUUUGAAAAGCACACAUAUACUGCACUAACAAAACAAUUCCGUCAAACACGUCUAUACCGUGAGAAGAAACUUGAAACAUUUAGAAAGGUUUUUAAGGUGCUAAAACCAAAAAUGCAUUUCAGACAUAAUUGAAAGGUACUUUUUGGAAGGAAUUUACGAUGUAAGUAAUAUUUGUAUGUAAUUUAAUAUUUAUAAAUACUUUUGUGCAUCUAACUGAAUAUACAAACUUGAAACCAUGAGACCUAAAUGGGUUUGAUUACAUCAAACUUUAGAGGUGUGCACAAAGGGUUAUUGUUUAUUUCUUGUAUUACUUUCCUUUGCGUACACCUUCAAUUAUGUUCCUUUUUAUGUGUUUCUGCUCUUGUGGGGCAUACAGAGCUCUUUUAGUGGGAUGUGCUGAGGGAUAAACUUACAAAUUUGUUCCCUCAACGCUUCAGAUCAGAAGAUCUGAUUCGAUUAAUUUCUGGAUGGAUCAGCUAAAGUGUGAAUGAAUGAUACAGCUGACAACUGAGGCAGUUAACCAGCUGGAGAGUGGUGUUAAAAUGUGUGAUGUGAACAAGAUUAUUUAAGUAUUUAUUACUUUUGUUUUAAAUCAUAUGUUGGUUUGGUCACGUAUGUUUCUCCCCUCUUCCUUAAUUUAUCUUGUUUAAGGGUCUCAGUCAGUAAAAUAAGGGCAAUUAGAAUAAUUGUCACUGCUGAAUUAUGUCUAAUAUGCCAUUAAUUCCUAUGGAAAAGCCAAUCAGUGUAUUUUAUAGGUGACACUGCUGUUUGUUUAGUUGUUAAAUUAAGAUGAUUUCUGCCUGCUCUGUUCGUUUAGUCGGUGUCCUUUUGAUUUUCUGUUUAGUAGUUAGCAAAAUUGCUUUAAUUAUUGUAUAGUUAUAAUAAAUGUCAGUUCACUGCCUGUAAAUUUGGUGUCAAAGGUUUGAAUGCCAAGUGUUUCUCUACCAUGUGAUGUGAUAUAUGUACAUAGACCAGCUGAAAAUAUGUAUUUCUACCUGGGGAAAAUGGAAUUACUUGUAAAUAACAUUUGUCAAGUGCCGUAUGUUAUACAUAUGUACAUAUGAUGAUGCACUUUGAAAUAUCAUCAGUGCAUUUUUUUUGGAUGUUAAUACCAUUGUCUUACACCUGUCAAAACUGUAUGCAUCUGUGACAUUUCUUUAUGGUAUUAAUUAACACCAGUUUGGGGUGAUAUUUUGAUAUUUCCAUA